AUGAAGUCGCAAAAUGGUCUUCAUCUUCGCGAAGAGGCUUUGGCUGGUUUGAGCGCUGGAAUAAUCGGGACAGUCAUUGGCUUCCCCUUUGAUUUGGUGAAGACUCGGAUGCAGACUGGAAGUACAAGUCAAACCUCCAUUUUCAAAGUCGGCCGAAACGUUGUGAGAAAGGAAGGGAUGCUCGCACUUUACAAAGGAUUGUGGCCACCUCUCAUCUCCAUUUCCAUCCUGACCACGAUAACCUUUCCGCAAUAUGCGUUUUGGAGACAACUGUAUGGUGCCAAGCCUGGAUGGGAUUAUCGAAAUAGUCUGGCUGGGAUCUCUUGUGGCCCCAUUGGUGGCAUCUUUUCGACGGUUGAAAACCUUGUCAAGACUCAAAUGCAACUGGACAACAUCACAAAGAAGCAAUACACGUCAUCGUAUCACUGUGUCAAGACACUCAUACAAGAACAUGGAGUUGGUGUUAUUUACACGGGACACACCAUCAACACUUUGUGGCAGGUUAUAUUCCUUGCAAAUUAUUUCUUUGUAUAUGAAGGAGUUAGAGAAGAGCUAUCAAAAUCGUCCUUUGGAAACCUUCAAAUGGCUGUACCAAUUGCUGGAGGAUGUGCUGGUGCUUCGGCGUGGGGAUUAAGCUUUCCAGUCGAUUCUGUUCGAGCGGGAGUGCAACGUCAAUCGUUACCACCUAAGGAUGGAUUUCAGAAGGUGUUUUCGACGCUGAUGAAAGAGCGUGGGAUUAUGGCGUUAUACUCUGGAGCUAGGGUUUCCAUUUAUCGCGCCUUCCUUGUGAGCAGCAUCCGCUUCAGCGUUUACGAGGGGGCAUUGUGGCUCUUUGGAGUAGGACGAAACAGCCAGAUCCAUGGCGACUAG
Molecule: messenger RNA, 870 nt
Organism: Cylindrotheca closterium
Lineage: Eukaryota; Bacillariophyta; Bacillariophyceae; Bacillariales; Bacillariaceae
Source: the annotation of a GenBank genome assembly